GUUCCUCAAGCCGCGGCUAGUGAACUCGCUGCAAACGAAAGUACAAAGGACGCUGGCUUGUCCAUUCGCUACGCGAAAUUCCCGUGAUUCUUAUCUGUAUUCACUAAUUUUCUUACAUCACUGUUUCUUCAGAGUGCCUCCUGAACGCUUUUGUAGUCAAUGACCCUACGCGAAUAUUAAUUAAUCACGGACAUUAUCUGCUUACGCUGCAAGGUCAGGCGACCCGAAAUCAAAAACACAUUCGCCUGUGUCCGCGGUGAAUUUCUCAGCGAGUCGAAGACGCCGUUAUUAUUCAUUGUCGACAAUCAUCAAAGCCUGAACCGAAGGCAGAAAACUCAGGAAUAGAUAAACAUACGCCAACUGUACGCACUUAAUAUCAUCCCAAAGAGCAACAUGCCAUUCAUAAAGUCGACGCGGCGUCACCUCAAAUCCCUCUUUCUUUCCACCGCCCUGCCCAGUGUCGUUGGGAGUGGCACAAGAAAAAGCCGUAGCGUCAUCGGCAAACAGAGGAAUAAUGCGCAGCCGGACGGUACACGUCUAGCAUGCAGAACGCCGAAGAUCAUCCCGAAUUCCCAAGGCACGAAUACUACUAGGAUGGUAGAAUCGGUCCGGAACGGAUGAGCCACCCUGAGUUACGUUAAUUUUCUGCUUAUGUGGAA
This is a messenger RNA of Desarmillaria tabescens, 659 nucleotides long. RefSeq lists its product as uncharacterized. Lineage: Eukaryota; Fungi; Basidiomycota; Agaricomycetes; Agaricales; Physalacriaceae. The record is from RefSeq and is a predicted model, not a curated record. Bases 394 to 621 code for a protein of 75 amino acids. The transcript has 6 exons.